Molecule: messenger RNA, 1271 nt
Organism: Arabidopsis lyrata subsp. lyrata
Lineage: Eukaryota; Viridiplantae; Streptophyta; Magnoliopsida; Brassicales; Brassicaceae
Product: F-box only protein 7
Exons: 1
Molecular function (GO): protein binding
Source: RefSeq, a predicted model, not a curated record
UUUCCGCUCAAACUCUCUCUCAAUCUUAACACCAAGCUUUGUCCUGAUCUUUUGAGAAAGAUCAUCGAAAGCUUGAGCUCUCUUGAUUUUUACCGAUCAAAAAUUGUUUGCUCAGAUUGGUAUUCCGUUUGGAAAACAUGCGUAACGCGGCCUCUGCGUCCAUGGCGGAUCAUAUAUGAAGAAAAGUAUACUUAUUGUCCUUCUAUGAUGUUGUUCGAUCCCGACGAAGAAAAGAUUUAUAGGGAACUCGCAGGAGUUUCCGACAAGAGCUAUUGUUUGGCUAGCUCUGGAAACUGGCUCUUGAUGGCAGAUUCUCGUCUUGAUUUCUAUAUUGUUAACUUGUUAACGGGCAAAAGGAUCAAUCUUCCACCAAUGGAGUCUAAGAUUCGUGGUGCACAAGUGAGAUUUGAGCAAAGCAGGGAAUGCAGCCAUUGGGGAUACCUUCUCAUCGACCAACGGUGUAUGUUUAUAGUGGAGAAAGAAAUAUUCCAAUACAAAAGAUCAGCUGUUCUGUGGAUAAACGAGAGGACAGGGGAUUAUUUCGUUGCUUGGAUUUUUAAUAAGCAUUAUUUGUUCACACACAAGAAAGGAGAUGACUCGUGGUGUUGGCAUAGGAAGUGGACUAAAGCUGGUUAUUUGGAUUUGGCUUAUAAGAACAACAAGCUUUAUAUCUGUACUACCGAUAACUACAUCAAGAUUUUUGAUUUCUCUGGAGAUUUCCCUAAAGAAGAAAUAAAAAAUAACCCGUAUCGAAAUCGUUCUUUUAACUACAAUCGGGGAGUAGGGGAAAUCAUUUGGGAGAGGAGAAUAGCGAUUCAGAAAUCGGGAGAGGUUUUGAUCAUCUUGAGAGUUAAAGCAGGAGAUCAUUCAUGUUCGUUUUGGAUCUUUAAAAUGAAUCCUGAGAGUAGAAAAUGGGAAAGAGUAGAUUCUAUUGGAGAUGAUGAGAUGAUUAUCUUCGGUCAUGGUGCUACAAUAAGAGCACCGGUUCAAGAUGUUGGUGAUGGAGUCAAGAGUGGUUCAAUCUGGUUCGUUAAAUUUGACCAUCGACCAUUUCGUGGUGUCUUCGAUCUUGCCACAGGUAAAAUUACAACGCCUAAAUUUUGUGGUUAUCAGAGAUAUAGUCGUUGGUUUUUUUCCAGGAUUUGCUUAGUCUUUUGUUUGAGUAGGUUUCUUCUCUUGCUAUUAUAUUUUAUUUUUAAUUUGAUUUGAAGUGAAAUGUUUUAAGGGUAAACAUAACUCCGAGUACAAUAUUAUGUCAGCCGUUGACGAUC